Molecule: messenger RNA, 1287 nt
Organism: Umbelopsis ramanniana AG
Lineage: Eukaryota; Fungi; Mucoromycota; Umbelopsidomycetes; Umbelopsidales; Umbelopsidaceae
Exons: 3
Coding region: 271-1218 (315 amino acids)
Biological process (GO): regulation of DNA-templated transcription
Molecular function (GO): DNA-binding transcription factor activity
Source: RefSeq, a predicted model, not a curated record
CGUUGCAAAUCCAUGGUUCUACCCUCGCACUAAAGCCAUGAUCGAUAAACUCAAAUAGUCCACAUCUUCACAGUAUUCAAUAUCUAUUUGCUUAUCUAUCCACUUUGCCAACUAGCUUUGGCUUGUCUUUCUGUUGUACACUUGAUCCCAAGACGACAGAUUGCGCAAUAACAAAUUAGCGUGGUAAAAGCAACCCCUAGCAUUGCGCAAUAAGUGGCAUGGUGCGAUCAAUUGCCGUUUAGAUUGGCUGACAGAUCUCAAACACCAAGCAUGGUUGCCAUCAUUUCAGUCAAAAAUGGCGAGCAAUAUGGAAACACCCCCAUUCAGCCCGAUACCCAAGCUAUGCGAACUCUACCUCCCAUAAGUUCAUUAGCACAUCAAUCAGAUUUGACCAAUCGUCCCAAAUCGAUUCUGCCGGCCACUACCCCUCGAAUCACGCCGAUACUACCUCACAUUGUCACUACGGCGACCACCACUUCCACAUACCAUCCUUCAUCUCAUGAACCUGUGAUGAACUCUCUAUCCUACUACCCUUUACAUGUAACAUCCACGCCCCACCUUCCAGAUGGGUAUGCAUAUGAUCCCACCAAGUCGCCACCAAGCCAUUUGGACGGAAAAGGCGGUCAGCUGACCUCUGAACAAGUAUUGGCGGAAAAACGACGACGAAACGCAGGCGCAUCGGCUCGGUUUCGUGAUCGACGAAAGCAGCGUGAAAGAGAUAUGACUGAUAAAUGCCAUCAAUUAGAAGAACGAGUAAGAGAGCUCGAAAUAGCCCUUUCGCGCGCUACUGGCCAAAGCGUAGAAGAGAUUCAAGAGGGAGCUCGCAAGCCACUACAUCAACGAAGACGAAGUAGUUCUGUGUAUUCAGAUGAAUCGCAAGACAAAAGUGAUAAUUUCCAAACCCUCGGUGAGCGAGUUUCUGAACUGGAAAAUUUAGUCGGGCGGUCCCGUCGAGAGAAAGAUGCAAGUGUGAAACAGCUGCAAGAGCUUGAGAAAGAAAACGCUUACCUUCGCUCACUGCUGACCCCAGCCACAGCUCCAAUAGCAAUGGCCCCCUCCACGCCGCCAAUGUCAGUUUCAUCGUCCCCUCCCACUAGCAGUCAUAAAAUCGUCCAACAACGCUCGACCAUCGCUGUAGAAGAAUCGUCGUCCAUCGAAGCAAAGAGACGAAAAUUCAGUCAUGACGCUGCUGAGGAUAUCACUGUAGAAUCGUCCUAAAUAGCCCAGCCGUAGCUUCUUUGCUUUGAAAUGUAUAUAAUAAAAAUUUACCCACAUAAAACCAGAACA